GGGGUUACAAACUAUGGUCGCUGUUUAAAGAAAUAUAAUAGUGAUAUUUAAAUAAAACUUACAUGUCUGAUCAAAUAUCCGGAGAAAAAAAAAUCUUACAGCACAAAAUGUUUUUUUUGGGUACAAAUUGAAGCCAUUUUCAUAACUCUCCCUAAAAAAAUAAUAAAGGGUUUCAAGUUCAAAAAAUAAAAUAAACGUUUUUAACUAACAAAUCUCAAAAUUUUAUUAAUCUUUUAACUAUAAUAAAACAUAUUGUUUGACUAUUUUAAUCGGUGCAUGCAAAUAUUAAUCACAAAGGCAUUGCAAUCCGAAGAUAUGACUUAAGAAACCCCAAGUGGUAUGUAGUAACUAGCAAAUUGAUUCCCACCGAGACAAUACAUCCCCCUUUUGGUAUAUGCUUUCUCGCUUUUAAUUAUUUUUCAAAGAGAUGCAAUAGCAAAUCAAUUUAUAAAAAAUAUGUUAUUAGCAAUUUUUUAUUUUUCCAUUAAAAAAUUCUUCAUCACCAUUUACAAAAUUUAUUCUUUGUUUUAUUAGACAUUUGUCAAUGAGCGACAUCUUCUCCACUGGCACAAGGAUCAAGGAGCAAACAAAUACGAAAAUAAAAUGAAACAUUAACUAAAAAUAGCAAAUGUUCAAAACAUCGUGAAAAAGGGCCUAGAAAAAAGAAACAAAGGAAAGCAUCAAGGAACAUGGGUCUAAAUCUAUUAUCAGAGAUGGACCCUGAAACAAAGUACAAUCCAACCGUUGAUGGCACUCUGGGUUUUGUCUGCACCAGAAAAAAACAUCACCAAACAAUAAUCAUGUUUUUGCUGACAAAUAACCCAAUAAUCUUCCUCUACAAUACGGUUCCAACAGUAUAUCAACUAGUUUUGAAAUAUGCUGUCAAUUUUAGCUUUCUUUUUUAUGAAUCAAAUAAAUAAAUUUACAAUGUCACGUAGAGGAUAUAUGGCAAGAAAAGAUGCGAGGAAUAAGCAAAUAUGACAUGUGAGUAAAAUCGAAAAACAAAGCAUAUAAACCACUUGUCUUCAACACCGCCACGACCAAAUCCUCCAAUGGCUUCGUUACUAUUUACACUUUCAUCGCCGUAACUGAAUCUCUUUGACAAUUCAAUACUCUCCAUGCGUCUCACUUUCAAACAUAAAAGCAUUUAUUAUUGAGUAUUUUUUUUUUGUUAUAGUACCCAAAAAGUCAAAUCUAUAUUAUACGUUCCAUAGUAUAAUAAUAAAUAGGACAACUAUCCAAAAAGCGUUUACAAAUACUUGUAUUUUCCGUGUUUUGACUUUUGUAAUAACUCUGAAUAUUUCUUCAAUCUUUUAUAUAUAAACCCUACUUUCUUCUCUCUUCUUGCUAACUUAUUCAAUACAAUUCACAUCUCAUAAAUCUCAACUACUACACUUUUGAUAAAGAAAAAACUUCAUUUCUUGAGAUUCUUUGUUGAUCCAUUUAUUCAUCAAGAUUCACUUUUUUUCCGGCGAGUUAAUAUGGAUCAAGAGAUAGAUAUUCCUUGUUUCUUCCUAUGUCCAAUCUCUCUAGAUAUCAUGAAGGAUCCGGUCAUAGUUUCCACCGGGAUAACCUACGACAGGGACAACAUCGAGAAAUGGCUCUUCACCGGUAAGAACAACUCAUGUCCGGUCACCAAACAAGUCAUAACCGAGACCGAUCUCACACCAAACCACACUCUUCGCCGUCUAAUCCAAUCUUGGUGUACGCUCAAUGCAUCCUACGGCAUCGAGAGAAUCGCAACACCAAAACCUCUAAUCUCUAAGUCCGAGAUCGAAAAACUCAUCAAAGAUUCUUCAUCUUCGUAUCAGAACCAAGUCAAAUGCCUUAAACGGCUACGUCAAAUAGUGUCGGAGAAUCCAACGAACAAAAGGUGCUUAGAAGCCGCAGGAGUUCCAGAGUUCUUGGCAAAUAUCGUCAGCAACUCCGUAGAUACAUCCAACGAUUUGUGUCAGUCAAACAUGUUGGAGAACCGGUUUGAUUCUUCGAGGAGCUUAAUGGACGAAGCUUUAAGCAUACUCUACCAUCUCGACACAUCGGAGGAAGCACGCAAGAGUCUCUUAAACAACAAGAAGGGAACUAAUCUUGUAAUGACGUUGACUAAGAUUAUGCAACGUGGGAACUACGAAUCAAGAGCCUAUGCAGCUUUUCUCCUCAAGAAGAUUCUUGAAGUUGCGGAUCCCAUGCAGAUCAUAUUGUUGGAACGUGAGCUUUUCAAUGAAGUGGUUCAGAUCUUGAGUGAUCAGAUCUCUCACAAGGCAACGACAUCAGCAAUGCAGAUCUUGGUGAUUAUAUGUCCAUGGGGAAGGAAUAGGCACAAGGCUGUGGCAGCUGGAGCGGUCUCUAUGAUAAUAGAGCUUCUAAUGGAUGAAACUUUCUCAUCCGAGAGAAGAAACUCAGAGAUGGCUAUGGUGGUUCUUGAUAUGCUAUGUCAGUGUGCUGAAGGAAGAGCCGAGUUUUUGAAUCAUGGUGCGGCUAUUGCCGUUGUGUCUAAGAAGAUAUUGAGGGUCUCUCAGAUAACUAGCGAAAGGGCGGUUAGGGUUUUGCUUUCCAUUGGGAGGUUUUGUGCUACGCCUUGUUUGUUGCAGGAGAUGUUGCAAUUGGGAGUUGUGGCGAAGAUGUGUUUGGUGCUUCAAGUGAGUUGCGGAAACAAGACUAAAGAAAAGGCUAAGGAAUUGCUUAAGCUGCACGCUAGGGUUUGGAGGGAAUCACCUUGUGUCCCAAGAAAUUUGUAUGCUUCGUUUCCUGCUUGAACAGCAAGAUAGAACAUGGAACGUACAUGCUUGAUUGAUUCUCAUCAGAUACAAAUUUUCUUCGUAUAAGUUCAUUCAAAAAAUAGAAUGAUUUAUUUUUGCUCAAAUUCAGAAUUUCUAUUGUCUUUGUUAUAUCUUUCAAAGGCUCAAAUUCAGAAUUUCUAUUGUCUUUCAGUUGGGAUUUUCUUUAUGAGAUUAUGAGAAACUGCAAAGAAAUAAAUGGAAUCACAAGUUACAUGACCAUUGUUUCCCACUUGCUUCCUCGUUGUUGUUAAAGGCUCUUUAUUUGUAUUCUUCUAGCUUGUUCAUUUCCACAAAAAUAAUGGAGACCAUCUUUUUCAACUUCUCAUUUUAAUUGAAUGGAUAACCAAUACGACAACAUCAUAGUUGUUUUAAUAGAAAUGUAUGAAUCAUUUGUAACGUUUCUGACCAUAUGUACGUGGAAGUAACAUUAGGAAUGUUAAUGUCCGUACGUUCGACAUCUUGAAGUCUUACCCGACUAUUGGUUUAUGUAUGGGAUUUCAUUAUAUAUCGACUUCGACCACAUGUACUAUGUACUAAGCAUGCUUUCAUCCGAUGACUAGUUUCUUAGGGCAUAAUUAACCCCGGUCUCUUAGCCAGGGUUCUUAACUCAUGAUUUAACAUUUUUUUAUUUUUUUUUUUACGUUUUUCGGCUAAGAAACGGCUCGUAUAUCUCUUAUUUAAGAGACGGUUCUUAAUUUUUCUUAGUUAAAAUCUAAAAAAAACUAAGAACCGUCUCUUAUCCGAAGCUAAAAGCUUCAGUUAAGAAAUUGGGGUUAAUGAUGGUUUUAUCUCAAGAAAUUAUUGAGAUUUGUUACCUGAUAUACCUAAAUAAUUUUUUUUUCAGGUAAGUAAUUUCAAAAUUAUUAUCGACAAGAUGUGGUAAAGUUAUUUUCGAAAAAAUCUUAAACCAAAGUGGACCGUUUGACGAUCUACAUGCAUAUCAAUAUAUCAAUAGAUCCGUAGAUGAAAGACUAAGAAGAAGUUUAAUGAGAGGUUUUUAAGGUGAGUUCUUAGCGGAAUAUAAGAAUCUGUCUUUUAACUUUUAACUAAAAAAAACUUAUAACUGGUUCUUAAAUAUCUAAUAGAUCCGAAAAUGUAAAUACAAAAACUUAAAAGAUACUUAUGUUUCGGAGACAAACUUUGCAUUCAGAAAAUUGUGCUUUUAAGAUCAAUACCUAUAUGAAUCUAAAGCACUUAAAUGCAUUUAUAGCAAGAAUCUAUGCAUCUAUAGACCUCGGUUUUACCAAUCAGGGAACAUGGUCUUAGUGGGAACAUGAGUACAGUGUCGUUUCACGUGAGAAAAUUAAUUUUGUUUGGCUACCAUUUCAGUAUAAAAUAAAUAAAUAAAAACCUUGGUUGCUGUUCGUCUGUUGUUCAGAACGUCUUCGGUGCGUCGCUAUCGCGAUCUGUUCUCUUAAGCGGGCUCGUUUCAGAGCUUAAUUUCCGUAUUGGUGUUCCUCAUCUCGCUUGGUUUCUUCAGAUGGUCUUUAAUAUGUGGUGGCUUCUCCAAUUGGUUCUGGUUUUGUUUGAAGUCUGUUGGUUUCUUGAUCCGUAUGCAACAACGGUGAGUCGUCUCGUGGAUCCUGGGUUGUCUUUGGCUUCUUAUCGGUGAAAAGCUUGCCAGGCGCUCAUCCUCGGUUCGUCUGGCUGUCCCUAUGUAAGCCUCCGGUGGUUAUGGGUCUUUAGGCUACCUGUCUUCUUUAAAGUCGUGAACUUCUUUGAACUUUAGGUUUUUGGUUUGACUUAUCCUUUGUCUUUGUGCACCCGUGUUUGGGUUUUAGUGUCCCGUCUGUGGGUUUUAGUGUCCCGUUUUUGGGUUUUAGAUUCUGGGGAUAUCAUCAUUUUCCGCCAGCCUAUGUAUUUCAUCUUUGGAUCAAUAUAAUUUCAGUUG
Messenger RNA from Brassica rapa (field mustard), 4668 nucleotides. RefSeq names its product E3 ubiquitin-protein ligase PUB22. Gene Ontology annotation, molecular function: ubiquitin protein ligase activity. Gene Ontology annotation, biological process: protein ubiquitination. NCBI's taxonomy places the organism in Eukaryota, Viridiplantae, Streptophyta, Magnoliopsida, Brassicales, Brassicaceae. The record is from RefSeq and is a predicted model, not a curated record.